This is a messenger RNA of Setaria italica (foxtail millet), 1455 nucleotides long. RefSeq names its product DELLA protein DWARF8. The record is from RefSeq and is a predicted model, not a curated record. NCBI's taxonomy places the organism in Eukaryota, Viridiplantae, Streptophyta, Magnoliopsida, Poales, Poaceae. Bases 1 to 1455 code for a protein of 484 amino acids. The transcript has a single exon. Gene Ontology annotation, cellular component: nucleus. Gene Ontology annotation, biological process: regulation of DNA-templated transcription. Gene Ontology annotation, molecular function: sequence-specific DNA binding; DNA-binding transcription factor activity.
AUGAACCUGACCUUGAGUCUAGCCAUCAAUGGUGGCACCAGCACCGGCACGGGCAAGAAGCGCAAGGUGCGGGACAGCGUUGUCAUCGACGACGUGGGCGAUGGUGGAGACCGCAGCAGGGUCCUGAGGAUUCUACAAGCCAGGGAACGGAUGAUGGCGAGGCUGGAGGUCGAUGAUCCUAGGGUGGCUCACGAUGACGGCGGUGGAAGCGGUGGCCUGCGGCUGAUGCAUUUGCUCCUCACGUCGGUGGCGGCGGGGGAAGCCGGCGACGUGCACGCAGCCACCGCGGCCCUCCACGAGGUCUACCGCCGCGCGUCGUUCGGCGGCGGCGAUCCCGCCCCGCGUGUCGCCGCCUACUUCGCGGACGCGCUGGCGUCGAGGCUGCUCCGAUCGCCCGUGGCGGCCUCGCCGCCGACGCGCGGGGAGCAGUUCCUGGCGUACACCAUGUUCUACCAGGCGUCCCCGCUCUACCAGUUCGCGCACUUCACGGCGAACCAGGCGAUCGUGGAGGCGUUCGAGCGCGGCGGCCGGCGGCGGCUCCACGUCGUCGACUUCGACGUGUCGUACGGGUUCCAGUGGCCCUCCCUCAUCCAGUCUCUCUCGGACGCCGCGGUCACGAGCACCAGCGGCGGCUCCCACGAUGGCGACGGCGACGGCGACAGCAAGGAACCGGUGUCCCUGCGGAUCACCGGCCUCGGGACGAGCGCCGACGAGCUGCGGCAAACCGAGGCGCGUCUGACGCGCUUCGCGAGCGGCUGCCCCAACGUUCGGUUCGAGUUCGAGGGCGUCGUGAACGGACCAAGCAGCGGCCUCCAUGAACGCAUCAUCAAGAACGACGGCGACGACGCGACGGUGGUCGUCAACCUGGCGUUCCCGGCGGCGCGGACCUCGCCGACGAGCACAAGAGAAGCGUGCGGUGAUUUGGCUCGCGUCCGCUCCCUGAACCCUUCCCUGGUGUUCUUGGUAGAGAGAGGCGGAAGCAGCAGCAAUGGCACGCCGAGAGGACGCUCGAGCUUGCUUCCGCCGUUCACGGCGAGCCUCCGGUACUUCGCCGCGGUGUUCGACUCGCUGCACGAGUGCUUGCCGGCGGACAGCGCCGAGAGGCUCGCCAUCGAGAGGAACUACCUCGGCGUGGAGAUCAGCAACGCCGUGUCUUCUUUAGAUCGUAGCCAUGGCGGCGGCGGUGAUCACACGGCGGAGCCUAGCAGCAGCGCUAGCUGGAAGGAUAUGAUGGAGAGCGCGGGGUUCCAGGGCGUGGCGCUGAGCUCGAGAACGGUGAGCCAGGCCAAGCUGCUGCUGAAGAUGAAGAGCGGGUGUGCCGGCAGCGGCGGCGGGUUCCGGGUCAUCGAGGGCGACGGCGGCAGGGCGAUGUCGCUGGGGUGGCGAGACAGCGCGCUGAUCACAACGACGGCAUGGCGGCGGCGGCGGCGAUCGAUCGACAAAACAUCCAGUUAG